This is a messenger RNA of Pelecanus crispus (Dalmatian pelican), 1500 nucleotides long. NCBI's taxonomy places the organism in Eukaryota, Metazoa, Chordata, Aves, Pelecaniformes, Pelecanidae. The record is from RefSeq and is a predicted model, not a curated record.
UUUGCUCAGGAUGAAGAUAGUUAUAUUGGUGACUUUGCAGUGGUUGAGUAUGAAACUGCAGAGCAGGCUGAGAAAGUACAAGAAGUCACUGAUGGCAUGACUAUCAAAGGAAAGAGAGUCCAGGUGUCGUACUGUGCUCCGGGAGCGCCAGGCAGAAGCACAUUAGCAGCACUUAUAGCAGCGCAAAGGAUGAUGAGGAACAAUAGGAAAGGCUUGCUUCCAGAGCCAAAUCCAGUGCAGAUUAUGAAAAGUUUUAAUAACCCAGCAAUGUUGCAAAUGCUACUGCAGCCCCAGUUGCGUGGACAUGCUAUUAAACCUGUUCUUGGAGCAUCUGCAGGUUUACCUCAACUUAUAAAUUCAGCAGUUGGCCCACCUUUUUUGCAGUUGAAUAAAGUUCAUCAGAGCUCAAUUCUGGGGAGUACAUCUAACUUACUGCUGCAGAGCCCUGCUCACCUGCCAUUGCCACAGCAGCAACUGAUGAAGAUUGAAAACAUUCAGGCUAAUAGUAAACCAGGUUUGCUGGGAGAACCUCCAACAAUGCUGCUUCAGACAGUACUGGGAAUAGGGGUAAUGCCAUCAGUGAGUUCAGGCAUGGGAACCCGUGGAGAAGCUCUUAAGUCAUCUAAUCUGACUCCAAUUCAAACAGCAGCAGCAGCAGCAGGGAUGGGCAUGCUGCCAUUCUUUCAGAAUCAGCACAUUGUUGGACAAGCUAUACCAGGGCAAAAUAAUGCUCCGGAUAAACAAUUGACUACCGAAACGGUUGUCUCGGGAUCACAGCCUUAUCAUCAGACCUUAACAAAUCUUUCUGCGGGAGCUUUGCGGGCUGGACAUGCCAAACAACAAAAUCAACUAAAAAGUACUGAUACAAGUUUGGGGACUCCCUUGAAAAAACAGACUUCACUGCUAGGAGAACCACCAAAAGAAAUACGUCUUAGUACCAACCCCUACUUGAAUUUGGCAAGUGUGUUGCCUGGUAUAUGUCUUCCAGCAAUUGCCAGCAAAGCCUCUAGUCCACUGCAGCAGACCGGACUUUCGAACAACAUCGUGGAUGCUGCUGUGUCUCAGGGAACUACAUCACAACAUGCAAUGGAAAAUUAUUUUAAUUACUCUCAACAGCAUGGGGAAUACACACAGGUGGCUCCAACGAGAAGCGAGAAGCGAAGCUCUUCGUACCUCAUUUCCUCCCCAGAACCUGGCCCUAUGGAGUACGUUGGCCAGCAGACUCAGGGCUCCGCAGUACGUUACGCAGAAUCCUCUCUAAAAAAAAAGCGCGUUUAUUGAGACCUAAAUAAUCAAUCACUCCUGCCUUAGGGUGUGAAGGCAGGCUUUUUUGUACCUCUGCUAUUUAUUGCUGCCUUAACUUCAGACAAAUAAUUCUUCUUUAUGUGUGGGUUAUAAGUAUCCCAAGAGGAACAACCUCUGUAACGGGCAAAUUUGCCAAGGAAGUGGUACGUAUUGCUACGAGGUUAGCCAUUUCGCAGUAGUCCGACUUGCCUUCUG